AUGGGGUCUCUGUCUACCAUGAAAGAGCGCAUCUGGUCCGGCCACCUUCGGCACGGUCUGCUGUGCGGAGCGAUAGGGCUGAAUGCCCUCGUCUCCGGAGGAGUAUACACAUUCCCUCUAAUAUCGCCUUCCCUGGCAUAUCAUCUCAAGCUGACGCAACCGCAAUUGACGACCAUUGUUCUCGCAGGCAUGAUGGGACAGUAUCCUUUGGCAGCAGUGGUUGGCAAGAUCAGUGAUACACACGGCCCCUGGCUCUGCUCUCUGAUUGCCGCCGGCUUGUUCUCGUCCGGCUAUGGACUAUUCGCCUUGGAGAUAGCCCGAACGCCAGAGGAUAUCAGUACCUCCUCACAGACUAGCUUUCGGCGCUUGACGCUAUACUUCUUCAUGUGUGGGAUGGGGACUGUCUUUGGGCUCUUCUCUGCGCUAUUCGCAGCUACACAAUCAUAUCCGCACUUUCUUGGAAUCGCCUCCGGCACCACUCUGUCGCUCUUUGGUCUAUCACCACUCUUCAUCUCGAUCAUUGCCACUACAUUCUUCACCGAAGCGGACUCGGGCCUCAGUGUUAUCCCUUUCAUGACCUGCCUGGCCGUCUUCGCCAGCCUUGUUCUCUUAAGUUCGACGUUGGUCCUGAAGUUCUCGAUUCAAACAAGACCCAGGAACUCGGAAACACCAGACUCUCUGCAAGACGGGCCUAUACCAAGUACCAGCAGUACAACCCUAGUCGCACCUGAAGCCACGGAGAAUGAUGCUCUGCUUCCAAAAAGCCCACCGCAAGAUGCCGAAUGCGCAAGGCAAACCGAGGCCGAGCGCGGCGGACCGAUUCUGGAGCUUCUUCGCGACUCUGAGUUCUUGCUUUUGGUGCUUGGGGUAUUUGUGAUUACCGGUAUUGGAGAGACGAUGAUGGCGAACAUAGGGAGCAUUGUGCUUUCCCUGCCGUACUCUCCUGGAAGCUCUUUCAUGGAUCGUCGUACGGACACGGCGAUUUCGAAGCAGGUCCAGGCGAUCAGUCUUGCGAAUACACUGACGCGCCUCGUCGUUGGUCCUCUGGCCGACUAUAUUUCUCCUGUCCAUAUCGGACUCUUGAACGGUGUGCGUCAAUAUAAUCGCAGACCUUGGGUUAGCAGGAAGAUCUUCCUCACCGGGGCGGCAUUUGUGUCGGCCCUUGCCCAUCUAUCACUGGGAGCCUUCAUUCGCUCACAGGACGCUCUACUGCUGUUGAGUAUCUGCACGGGGAUCGCGUAUGGGGCCACAUUCACCAUCUUGCCAAGUAUCCUCUCCGGCGUAUGGGGAGCGAAGAACCUAGGACGAAACUACGGGCUCAUCACAUACGCUCCCUUCGUGGGCACACCGUGCUUCUCCUACCUCUAUGCUUUCGUGUCAGAGCGUCAUGCCGCACAAGGCGACGGAGUUUGCGUUGGGGUUGAGUGUUGGCAAACCACGGCAUGGGUGAUGGCUGGUGCAUCGCUGGUAGCGGCGUCGAUAUAUGGGUACUUGUGGAGGAGAUGGAGGGGAUUAUGCUGA
Messenger RNA from Peniophora sp. CBMAI 1063, 1521 nucleotides. The record is from the annotation of a GenBank genome assembly. Lineage: Eukaryota; Fungi; Basidiomycota; Agaricomycetes; Russulales; Peniophoraceae.